This is a messenger RNA of Engraulis encrasicolus (European anchovy), 1139 nucleotides long. Its product is annotated as CYTL1 domain-containing protein. Gene Ontology annotation, biological process: positive regulation of transcription by RNA polymerase II. Bases 39 to 458 code for a protein of 139 amino acids. The record is from RefSeq and is a predicted model, not a curated record. Lineage: Eukaryota; Metazoa; Chordata; Actinopteri; Clupeiformes; Engraulidae. The transcript has 4 exons.
UCAACAGAGAGAGAAGAGCACAGCCACAUACAGUCACAAUGGCCUGCACAAGGUUCUGCUUGGUUUUUGUGAUGAUGACCGUCACCAUCCCUCUUGUCGUAGGGACCCCACCCUACUGGAGUCACCCCCCGACAUGCUACUCCAAGGUGCUGGCCAUGGGCAGGGAUGUCAGUGCGCACGUAGCUGAAAUCAAGCGUGAUCCUGAGACUAGCCGUUGCACUGAGCACAUGCCUCAUCUGUACAUCGAUGUGCAUAACGCCUGUGUGAUGGAGACCAUGCGCAGCUUCAUGACCAUGGUGGACCGCAUGCGACACCAGCGCUGCGGCUUCACACUCAAGGUGCGGGAGCUGCGCUCCAAGCUGGGACAGCUGUAUAUGAUCAUCGAGCGACGCUGCCAUGGGGACUUGGUGUUCACGAUUGAUGACUGUGCAGCCUUGGUCUCAGAGCGAACAACUUAAAUCCGCUGUGUUUAUUGAGAUCAAAAUGUUUGAUUAUUUGCUAGCUACAUAUUGAGUUUGAUUUGCUACAUAUUGAGAACACAUUUUGCAUUAAAAUAACAUAAAUGCCUAUGCACAUUCUACAAAAAUCUAAUCAGUUCCUUCCCACCCAUGUAAUGUUUUUCCUUUUCCGUACAGGUACAUGUACAUAGUGAAUGAGAACUGGGAGAUGUGCAGUCAUCCUCCACUAGGUGGCAAUAUUGCACAAGAUAGGCCUGAGAUAGGCAUGGGAGGCAAGAUAGGCAUGAUAGGCAUGGGACAAAGGACAAUUUAUUAGCAACUAAUUAUCAGUAUAAACAAACUGUAUGCAUCUGUUCAGCGUAAAACCAUGCUCCAUUUCACUGUAAAAUCACUCAGUUCAUCUUCUCUUCUCUUCUCUUCUCUUCUCUUCUCUUCUCUUCUCUUCUCUUCUCUUCUCUUCUCUUCUCUUCUCUUCUCUUCUCUUCUCUUCUCUUCUCUUCUCUUCUCUUCUCUUCUCGUCUCUCUGAAAGAAUCUGGAAAGAUAAUGCACAGCAAAAUUUGGGGUGUUAAACACAACACUGGAAUGUAACGCAUGCACUAUAUAUGUGUGUAAUCUUUACGUUUUUGUUUUACAUAUUUGUGUGUAACCUUUAUGUUUUCUGUAUUUGUUUAUUAAAUAUU